AGGCGCCACGUGACGGUCGCACUCCCGGAUGUGACGUAACAAGACACGCGUGGCGCGACCCGCAGUUUCCGCAAACAGAAUUGCGUUUGGCUGUGCUGGAUGUGUGAACCUAUUGGGUACUGUACAACUUCAAGCCUUGAAAUCAGAUUAGGCACCACCAACCUCAUUUCCUGUUUCACCUUGAAUUUCUGUGAUACCAAAAUCUGAGCUUCACAAAGUUACUGAAAGUUUUGGUUCAUGAAGUUUCACCAUCAUUUCAAGUAAUCAUAAAUGGCAAAUUCUACAAAAGCAGAGGAAUAUCAAAAGAUGUCUCUUGAACAGGCAAAAGCAUCAGCAAAUUCUGAAACAGAGUCUUCGUUCAGUAUUGAUGAAAACACAACAGCUUCUGGGACUGGGCUUUCUGAAAAGACUCCUGUCUCUGGGCAAGUAGACACAGCAAGAAAGAGAAAAGUGUUUGAAGAUGAUUUUGUAAAGGAAAGUUCUAGUUGUGGGGAAGACACUCCAUCCAAGAGGAGAAAACUUGAUUCCGAAAUUGUCCCAGAGAAAAAAGACUGUGGUUACGAUGAAGACAAUUCAGAGAAAAGAAAGAGAGAAACUGAGGAUGUUCCAAAAGAUGAAUCUUCUACUGGAGAUGGCACUCAAAAUAAGAGGAAAAUAGCACUCGAGGAUGUUCCUGAAAAGCAGAAUAAUCUAGAAGAAGGACACAGCUCAGCCGUGGCUGCCCAUUACAAUGAACUUCAGGAAGUUGGUUUGGAAAAGCGUAGUCAAAGUCGUAUUUUUUACUUAAGAAACUUUAAUAAUUGGAUGAAAAGUGUUCUGAUUGGUAUGAUUGUUUUUUGCUGUUUAGCUUGCAAUUUUUCAUUUUAUAUUUUUAUGCUAUUAAGAUUCAUGGCAGAAAGUCGAAUAUUGUGGAACACUUGUGCUUCUGUUGACAUUAAGGUCCUGCAGACAGUGAAAUUCAUCCUUUCAGAUAUUGCUGAUGUUUCUAUCAAACAGUGUCAGCAGCGGUAUGAGGACAUGAAAAAUCGUCGUGACAGUGAAUAUAUUUUCAGUGCAGAAUUUAUAACUGCUGACUGCUCAAAGGAACUUCUGAUUGACAAAUUUCGUGACCCACAAAUGUGUUUUGACAUCUGCAGUUGUCAGUUUGUCUGUCAUUACUCAUUUGAGUCCUAUGAGCAGGCUGACAUGAUGCUGAGAAAUGCGUGUGAGAGACUUAGCCCUGGGGGCUAUUUUAUUGGUACUACUCCCAAUAGCUUUGAAUUGAUAAGACGCCUUGAAGCUUCAGAAACAGAAUCAUUUGGAAAUGAAAUAUAUACUGUGAAAUUUCAGAAGAAAGGAGAUUAUCCUUUAUUUGGCUGCAAAUAUGACUUCAACUUGGAAGGUGUUGUGAAUGUCCCAGAAUUCUUGGUCUAUUUUCCAUUACUAAAUGAAAUGGCAAAGAAAUACAAUAUGAAACUAGUCUACAAAAAAACGUUUCGGGAAUUUUACGAAGAAAAGAUUAAGAACAAUGAAAAUAAAAUGCUGUUAAAACGAAUGCAGGCCUUGGAGCCAUAUCCUGCAAAUGAGAAUUCUAAACUUGUCUCUGAGAAGGUGGAUGACUAUGAACAUGCAGCAAAGUACAUGAAGAACAGUCAAGUAAGGUUACCUUUGGGAACCUUAAGUAAAUCAGAAUGGGAAGCUACAAGUAUUUACUUGGUAUUUGCCUUUGAGAAGCAGCAAUGAGCAUGUAUGUAGUAGUCCCAGAGGGGCUAUGUUCUGUCCUGCACAAAUUUGAACAACCCAUCUCAAUAUAUUUGACAUUUCUCUGUUUGUUGAUUUUAAUUCCAAAUGUGCAGGAUGCUUCCAGAAACUCCAGUGUAGAAAUUCAACAUUUGCUGUCUGUGACAGAUGAACUUUUGCAUGUAUAUAUAAGAAUGAGUUGGGACCUCUGUCAUUAAAAAUCUAUUUUUAAGUAACAUUCUAAGAAUUCCAUUUGCAUCUACAAUCUUAGCUCAUAAAAAUUAUAAUAUGACUUGUUAAAGCAACUAAACUCUUUCCACAGUGCUCAGAUUUGUCCGGUGUGUGUUUACAGUAUUAAAUUUAUUGCGGUUGUGGAAUUGGUCAGAGAGCAUUUUCAUAGUGUGCUCGUUUCUAUUGUUUUAUUAUAUAGCAUUUUUCAAGAUUUAAUGGAUUGCAUUCUGUACAGUUGAAUGUAAGUGUUCAAUAUGUAUUGCUAAAGUUACAAGUUUAAAACUCAAUUUCAGAUGUUCAUAAAAGCAAAAAUUUUAGCAAUUUGUUGCAUUUUGAAAUAAUCAUUAACAUAUUGCAAUUCAAGAGCUGGUUAGACAUUUUAAGUGGCAGCAUAGAAUUUUGGAAUUUUGGGGCUUUCUUUUGAGAAUUUGCUACCAUAGCAAUUAAUGUUUCUAGUUACCAAGAUUGUGAUUUAGACACAUUUACCUUUCUUCAUUGAACCAUGGUGCCAUAGUUAUUUCUCUUAAGAUUUAGUGGAAAUCCCUCUCAUGUAAACAUGUUGCACAUUUUUUCCAAAUUUAUGCAUGGAACUGCUAUAGGAAUAUUCUCACCAACUGAUGCUGUGUACCCACUUCAGCACAGAAAUAAGCAAAACCUGCUCCUCUGUUACAACCUCAGCACUUUGCACCAUAGGAACCAUUGUUAAAGUUGUCACUUGUGUAAUUGACUGCUUUUCCAAAACUGGUCCCUAUGUGAACUGUUGUCCUUACUUUACACCACCGUUUGAAAAACUUGCCAGUUUUUAGAUGUAGAUGUAGUGAAAAACUUCAAGAAUGAAGCAGAGUAAUUGAGCAUUCUUUUUUAAAUUAUUAAGCCAUGGUAUACCAAAACAUUACUUUUUGUAGUAAUUCACAGUACUUGUUUUAAAAACAGAGUGUCUUCAUUAAUUUACAUCUAUUAACUGUUCAUGGUGUUAGAGUUGCAAACUUUUUAGCAAGAAAGCAUGGGUUUCCUCAUUUCAGUUCCUUCUGCCGUCUGUCAAUCUCCAAACUGUUAGCAGUUCACAAAAAUAAGUCUUUUUGCCUUAAGUCAUUUGGGAAAUACAUAAUACUGCAUCUGACUGGUGGCUGCCAUUAGCUAGGAAAGGUUUGUAAAUGAUGUCAGGGAGGUGGGGAAAAGGAAUCUUCCUGUUAGAUAUUCAGGUUCAUUUUUAUUCUAGGGCAGUGCCCGGAAGUAUAUUGAUAGUUUGGUAGGUACAGGAAAAGCAUCAUCAUUAUUUCCUCGUUUACAUUUACUGGUCUUAAUUAGUAGGUAAUAAUAAUACAUGUACUUUUAGCCUCUUUCAGCCAGUUCCACUCCCUGGGUGAUUUGGAGAAGAGAAGAAUCCUCCAAAGGAUAGAGUAGCCAGCAGUAAUACAAAGCAGAGAGACCAGAAAGAUAGAGUUCCUAAAGCCUCAGUGAAGAGAAAGGAGCAGAGAGUGAGAUCAGAUCUGAGAAGAUGCUCUGGGUACUGAGUUCACUGUUGUUGGCAUGGGGGAGGCUCCCUGUAGCCACCCCUGCAGGCACUAUGUUCAGGUGUCCACCUUUCUCCUUGAGCUUUGCCUGUCUGUUGCCUUAUCAGUUCUUCUUUCGCUACCACCCUCCACCCCACCCCCAUCCCUGUGUCUCCUUGCUGCAAUUAAUUUUUCUGGACAUUGACUUAAUUAUUAGAAAAAGGACUAAAGGUUCCCCUGACUAUCGUCUCCGAUCACCAAGGUGGAAGGGAGCUGAUAGGACUCUUCCUUGACAUACCCUGCAGUCUAAGUGUUUGGUUUUCUAUGCAGGACUUACGGUAACAAUUAUGGGGAUUCGGGGGGUAUGGCUUUUCACCGUUGGGCCAGGAAGAGCACCUGUUGCAGCAGGCUUGGUGAAGUGGGGCACUCCCAGACCUGCCAUGCAGUUUAUCCUCUGAUAAUGGAAUUAGAAAUGAAGGUCUAACCAGCUAUUGGUGGGAAUGACGGAAUUGGAGAUUGCAGUGAUUGAUCUGGAAACAUGGCUGGAUUGUGAUGUAACCAAGAAUGCUGAUGAAUUCUUCGGGCCUAGAAUAUACUUGAGAAAGCACUAAUGGCUUAUGUUGAGGGAGAGGAGCUGGCUAUUUUUAACCACAUCUGAGGGAGCCGUGUUCUAACCUGCGGAAAGUAUUGCAAGCAUGCUAGAGUGACACCUCUGCAGAGUCACUGCACCAUCGAGCUUGGCCCUCCUGUUCCUUCAGUACCCAACCAGGCACUCUGGGUCCAGGGUGACUCUCCAAAGAAAUUGACCUUCAGCCAGAGAAAACAUUGGGUGGAGACUCUUGCUUAUAUUAAUGCAUUCUUGUAAUGACUUAAAGGAAGAUUGCCAGUACAGUGAGUUUUGCAGCCUGCUCCCCCACCCACACCUGGAAAUUGAGGGAGCAUGACCACUGUCUGACUUCACAUGUUAAUAGAGGAUAAGUACAGAGUUGGGACUAUAUUGAUCAGCAUAGAAAAGCAGACAAACCAUGCUCAGCCAUGAGAUGGCCAGGUUUCCAGUUCUGUUAACUCUUGGGAAUUUCUUCUUCAGCCUUUUAGCUUAGUGCCAUUAUGUAAUUUUGAUUUGUAUUCAAGUAUUCUUCAAGUAUCACUGUGGUGAAGGUUUAGCUACUUGUAUAGGUCUGACUGCAGGACAAAAAUGCCAGUGUGAAUAUUCUAGCUACCAGACAUCGUUUUUGUUGAAAAACUGACUUUCUGUUGUCUACCUCAGGCCUUGUGCAUUUGGGUUAUCUCUAGCUAGUCCCCACACAGGGUUUCUACGUCUGCAAAAUAGAGGCCAAAUCCAGGGACCGGGCGCCAAUAACAGAAGUUGUACCAAAAUGCCUGUGGUACUUGAUGGUCUGUUGGUCAAAUAUGAAGUAUAAGUGUGUGAUGUUAGAACCUCCCUAGUUGCUGCUAUGUCAAACGCUACCCACUUAAGUGUUUUCAUUCUGAGCAGCAUUCCUAAUUCUUUGAAGGCAACCGGUGCAAAGCCUGCUACACUUAUGUAAUGAUAUUUAGCACAUACAUAUGGGACUGGAGCCCAGGGCACUGUCAGUAGUUCUCCCUCUUGUGCUUCCCAGUUUGUCCUCUGCCCCCAUGUAGGCCUAAAGCCACCCCACUGCUUAACGCCUGCCCCUAACCACAAUACUGAGGAAGUGCAGGACAUCCAAGGGUACUCUGCACAGCUUGGCUGUGGAGACUUUUGAGCAAGCCCUAAAGUCUCCUGCUCCCUGGACUUCUCCUGGGUUGUGCUUUCUUGGGGACAGCAUACUUUGGACAAAGCUGAGCUGACAGCUAAUGUUUAUUAGCCUCCUACCUAAGUCGGUCACUUUGCUAAAUGCUUCACCUGUGGUAAUUUAUUUUGAUUGUUAUAACAUCUCUGUGAGCACCAUUAUCCCCAUUUUAAUGAUGAGGAAACUGAGUCAUAGAGGGUACAGACUUGCCCAAAAGAGAGCCAGGAUUUUCACACCCACUCCCCAAGUUGGACCUGCCCUCCAAGUGCUUGUUAUAUACCUCCAAGGGUGUCAGCCCAGAUGACUCCUCACCCAUCCACCACCUGCAGUUUGAAAUGUUAACUAUUAGAGCCCCAUCCUUUUUGCUACUUAGAUGUUCCCUGGGAGGAGUGUUUAUUUCUGAGUAAGGGGUUUUGUUGAGAGAGAGGGGUAGAGAGAGCAGGAGAGCACUGGAGUGCACUGGCAGGAAGCAAAGAUAAGACCUGAAUUUCAGUUUGGUAGACCUCUUUUAGCAGCCUGACCUGUAGCAAUUCUAGUUUAGUCUGCAUGAUAGGGAGAAGGGUCCUCUUCCCGCCCUCACCAUUUGCAAGUGGCAGGAGCUGAGAAUGCGAGUGUAAGAGUGUAGCCAAGGUGAGAGGUUGCGAGAGAAGGAGACAGUUUUUUUCAGUUUCAGUCGAGUAUCCAGACAGAGGCAAAUAAUUUUGUUUAACUUUUUAUUAAAGUAUAACUAUAGAAACACAUCAGUGAUUUUUCACAAAUGGAACAUGUGCAUACAAUCAGCACCCCAGAAGUCCCCCAUCAGAUCCCUUCCAGUUAGCUACCUCUCCAAGGGAAACCACUAUCCUGAAUUCUAAGAGCAUAGAUUAGUUCUGUCUGGUUUGGGUGAUACAUGAAUAGAAUUAAGCAUUACGCAUCCUUUGUAUCUGGUUUCUUUCCCCCAGUAUUAUGUCUGUGGGAUUAUUGUUGCAUGUAUUUGUACAUGGUUUUUCAUUCUCAUGGUUGUAUAAUAUUUCGUUGUGUGAAUAAACCACAUACUAUUUAUCUGA
Molecule: messenger RNA, 6261 nt
Organism: Cebus imitator (Panamanian white-faced capuchin)
Lineage: Eukaryota; Metazoa; Chordata; Mammalia; Primates; Cebidae
Gene: RNMT
Product: RNA guanine-7 methyltransferase
Exons: 12
Coding region: 271-1722 (483 amino acids)
Biological process (GO): 7-methylguanosine mRNA capping
Cellular component (GO): nucleus
Molecular function (GO): mRNA 5'-cap (guanine-N7-)-methyltransferase activity
Source: RefSeq, a predicted model, not a curated record